UGAAAGAAAAAAACAUACAACUUUAUUACUCGUUACACUUUUAUUCCACUUUUUCAAUUAACUGCGGAAGAACAUUUUUGAAAGUACAAUUAUAGAAUAUAGUUACAUUUCGUAGGAGUUUAGGGCUAUGCCAAUAACCGGAGGAAUGAUAACAUUUUUACCUUGUAUCGAAAGUAUUUUCCCUAAAAGGUACGGUAUUGUAUAAACACAAAAAUUGCAAAAGUUGUUUUUUCACAAACCUAGAAUGAUGAAUCUGUUAAAGUAAAAUUUCUUAUAAAUAAGAACAACAUUUUAUUAUGUAUGGUGAUACAAAAUAAAUUAAUUAUUUUUUAACACUAUUUUUAAAAAUACAUCAGUUUUACCGCAUAACCGCGCGUUGCGGUAAGCGGUGCGGUUUUAAUAUUUUUGGCGGUUGUGGUGCGGACAAUCCAUUUACCGCCCACAUCCGCACCGCAACGAACCCUACUCAGGAGACAUUAUGACAAAAAGAAAUAGGCUUGAAGGAUAAAAAGCAACAGCAGUGUUUUCCUCGACAUCCCUGGACGCCAGGACAGUCUGUUUAAAACCAGGACAACCUACUAUUAGAUCGGAUGAUUGGAACUUGAGUUACAGCAAUUUAUUGGCCGUACUUUUUAAAUCAUAUGUCGGUACGUAAUAUUCGAAGCAAACACAUUUCAUGCAACGAUGUUCACGAAAAUACAAUAGUUGUGUAGUACGAAAAUUACUAUUUUCACUGUAGGCAAACUCUUUUUAUUAAUUGAAACGUAUUUUUUAGGCAAAACAUUGCAAUUAAUUGAAAAUUGUUUUACGAAAUAGUUAUUGUAAUCAGUAACAAAAUUUUAAAAGUGUUGCUGAAUCGUUGGGUUUCCUCUGGAGACAUUGUUUGCGAUGAAAACAAUAUUACAAUGUAAGCUUCAUUGUCUAAAAAGAAUUUCAAUGAUUAGUGUGUUAAGAAAUGCCAUAUCAUAUUGUAUGGUGGAUACACUCUAUUUCUUCUGCAAAGUUUGUGUUCUGCGACCCAACAUCUACUAAACAAAUGUAGGUUUGCUAUAAAAUUAGCAGUAUUUAUGACCGGGUUCCUUAAAGAUUGGGUCCAUUAUGCUUCGCCCAGUUUUACUCUGCUUCUCACUAUCUACACAAAACUACUGUCCUGAUAGAAAUCAGAAAUUAGUUUUCAAUAUUCAAUAUCACAUAUCUAGAAGGUAAGUAUCCUUUCAUAAGAACCAUUCGUGCGAAAAAUAUUCAGCUGCCAGAUGUGGGUUCUGUAAUUAAAAUUGUCAUUGAAUCGAAUCCAUUGUUUUGAAAUAUGCUAUAUAAGCAAACCACUUUAAGUAUCCUUCAGUUAGAGAAAUAUGAUCGACUUAAGCUUAUUGGUGGCACUCGCUGCUUUAGUUUCCUGUGGACUAGCAGCGGAUUUUAGGAUUCCAAUCCACCGGAACCAUCGUCGUGGAGAACGCAAUUUUGCUACGAAGCCAUCUCUGGAAGUUGGAGAACGAUUGCGGCAUUAUAACCGCAGAGUGAACAAAACCUUUGCUUUCGAGCAGGGUAUCGGAUAUUACUAUCAGUUUGAUAUUAUGCUGAAACCGGAUGUCGAGCAGAAUGCAAUACUGCCAUAUGAUAAUAACCGGUGGCCAAAUGCAAUUGUACCGUACGUGAUUGCUAGCACAUUUAAUGAUGCUGAGCGUUUAAUGAUUGAAGAAACGAUGAGUCAUUAUGCAUCUUUAACAUGUGUUCGAUUUAAGAAACGUACUACAGAGCGUAUCUUCCUUAAGAUCGACUACACAGCAAGUGGAUGUUGGUCUUACGUAGGAAGAAGUCCGAACAACGCCUAUAACCUAGUAAACCUACAAACACCGGGUUGUAUGACCACUGGUACAGUUGCUCAUGAGUUAAUGCACGCUCUUGGAUUCUACCAUGAAAUGUCCCGACCAGACCGCGAUGACUAUAUACAAAUUAACAUUAGUGCUCUGGUACGGGAGUACCAAACAGAAUCAUUCUACAACGCUAACUUUGCUAAGUACGCGAACGAACAAGUCGAGCUGUAUAAUAUUCCCUACAACUACGGUAGUGUGAUGCACUAUUCAAAGUAUGCAGGGGCGGCAAGUCUUGACAGCCCAGUUAUGAUGCCUACACCUAACCGAGGCUGGACUGCUGACUUCGGCAACGAACAUGGGUUAUCUGCCGUUGACGUCCGGGCAAUUAAAUGUAUGUAUUGCAACGCACCGUGCCAAAGAAGUAAUCUGUAACCGUGCUGGAUUUUCACCAUAAGACAAAAUUGGCUGAGAUCAGGAAGUACAACUGCUGCCAUUAUUACUAUUACAACUACUACUGCCAACAAAAUCUCAACUACCACAAAACCACAGUGCCAAAAAAACCACAUGUGUGUGGUAUUAUCUUCUGUAAACAUUAAAAUUUUACUGCAUC
Messenger RNA from Topomyia yanbarensis, 2424 nucleotides. Its product is annotated as zinc metalloproteinase nas-14-like. The record is from RefSeq and is a predicted model, not a curated record. Gene Ontology annotation, molecular function: metalloendopeptidase activity; zinc ion binding. Lineage: Eukaryota; Metazoa; Arthropoda; Insecta; Diptera; Culicidae. The coding region runs from base 1353 to 2246 and encodes 297 amino acids. Gene Ontology annotation, biological process: proteolysis. The transcript has 6 exons.